Molecule: messenger RNA, 489 nt
Organism: Penicillium paradoxum
Lineage: Eukaryota; Fungi; Ascomycota; Eurotiomycetes; Eurotiales; Aspergillaceae
Product: DNA-directed RNA polymerase II core subunit RPB11
Exons: 4
Coding region: 1-489 (162 amino acids)
Biological process (GO): transcription by RNA polymerase II
Cellular component (GO): RNA polymerase II, core complex
Molecular function (GO): protein dimerization activity; DNA binding
Source: RefSeq, a predicted model, not a curated record
AUGCCUUCACCCAACAGAAUCAUCACGGCCACUGCGGCUAUUGCCAGAGAGCGUGCUGGACGCCGUGGUGGAAGUCCUGCUUCACGCCACCCUCGCCCUGUUCAGCCUGACGAUGCCCCCGACGUUUAUGAAGCCAUCCUGCUCGCUCCUGGUGAGAGCAAGAUCGACGUCGAGCCUGACACUCGCCUGCCUUCUGCCGCCAUUUUCACCUUUCGCAAGGAAGACCACACCCUUGGCAACAUGCUGCGCACUCGUCUCUUGAAGACUGCCCACGUCGUUUUCGCCGCCUACCGCGUCCCUCACCCGCUCACUCCUGAGUUCCAGCUGCGCGUGCAGACCGAUGGCGAUAUCACUCCUCGCCAGGCUGUUAUCAACGCCUGCCAGGCUCUGAUCAAGGACUUAGGUAUCUUGUCUCAGGAGUUCACCAAGGAGUACGAGCUUCGCAAGGCUGCCAACGCUGCGAACCAGCAGCAGAACACUGCCGAGUAA